UAUUUUAAUGCUAUGAAUAAUUAUGACAGACCAAGAUAUACAGCUUAUAAACUCCAGGACAGACACAGGGAUCGGUAUAUUAGACAACUGGAAAAUAGGUUACAAAGAUUAGAAAGUUUUGUUGAAAAUAUUAUUGAAAAUAAUAACAGAAUUGCUGACGAAUAUAUCGAUUUGUUGGAUACGGGAGAAGCAAUUGGAAACAAACCUUUAAUAUCUAAUUAUAAGAACAAAUUUGAUUCGUUUAACUCAUAUCCACACGAUUUGAAUGAAAGUUUGACUAAUCAGGAGAUGUUAGACUCAGUCUUACCGAUAAACAGCCGUAUCUCUCAUGAAGGAUGUAUGCGUUCCUGUAAUUACAUUAAAUUUGCGAAAGGAUUUCAGGGAUCAAAGGAUUCGCUCAGUCAGUACAUGUAUUUGAUGGUCUGUGCGGAGGGUUGUAAGCAAACCAUUCCGUGUCUAAACCAAAACUUUUGUGUUCCCGUUAUGCGAGAAAAUCCCGAAUUUUUUGUACAAUGCGCUAACACUUGUGAACUCUUCAAAAUUGCUCCAAAAAUUUUCAAAUCUGCUAAAUGUUAA
Molecule: messenger RNA, 576 nt
Organism: Oppia nitens
Lineage: Eukaryota; Metazoa; Arthropoda; Arachnida; Sarcoptiformes; Oppiidae
Exons: 2
Coding region: 13-576 (187 amino acids)
Source: RefSeq, a predicted model, not a curated record